AUGUCGCCUGCCGCUGCAGUCUCUGCUGCCGAACAUGGUCACGUUCGCUUCAUCCCCCUGAAAUACGACAACAGUGACUCUCAACGCUCGGCAAUGAAACUCAUCCUCACGCUGUUUCCUCACUGGGCCGAGGACGAACCUCACAUCGAUUUUGUCCGUUUCACCGACGGCAUCACCAACACCUUGCUCAAGGCAGUCAACCGCCGUCCGGGGCUCACCAAGGCUGACAUCGACAAGGAUGCUGUCCUGCUCCGAGCCUACGGAAACGGUACCGAUGUCCUUAUCGAUCGUGAGCGUGAGGCAGCAAACCAUGAACUCCUCAUGAGAUACCACCUGGCUCCUCAGCUGCUGGCUCGAUUUGGCAACGGCAUGCUCUACCGCUUCAUCCCAGGCGCGGUCGCUCAGCCCAAAGAUCUGGCCGAUCCUCUCAUCCUCAAGGCUAUUGCUCGACGACUAGCCCAGUGGCAUGCCACUGUGCCAUGUAUCCCAGACUCGUCCCUUCGGCGAAACAGCUCCACUAACGGCGACGCCAAUAAUCAUGCCCUCCUGCUGAACGCCGCCGCCGGAAAGCCUAUCCCCAAUGUCUGGACGACGAUGCAGAAGUGGAUCUUGGCCUUGCCUACAGACACAGAGUCGCGUCGUGAGAGACGAGCUCUGCUGCAGGAAGAGCUUGAAAACAUGGUCAAGCGUCUUGCCCACCGCCCUGGAUUGGGUAACAAUGGGCUGGUAUUUGCUCACUGCGAUCUCCUCUGCGCCAAUGUAAUUAUUCAUCGAGAUGGCAGCACGGAGCCGUCCGUUAGCUUCAUUGACUACGAGUAUGGAACUCCAUCGCCGGUUGCCUUUGACAUUUCAAACCACUUUGCCGAAUGGGUGGGCUACAAUUGCGACUAUGCCGCCAUUCCCACCAAAUUUCAGCGUCUUGCAUUCAUCCGAGAGUACAUUGCCUCAUACGCUAAAUUGUCUGGCGAGGCAAUGGACGAGGAAGAAGAGACUCGGAAGCUGAUGGAGGAAGUGGAUGUGUUCCGGGGUGUUCCCGGCUUCUUCUGGGGCAUCUGGUCCUUGAUCCAAGCCAUGAUCUCCCACAUCGACUUCGACUACGCCUCAUACGCCGAGGAGAGGCUCGGCGAGUAUUGGGCCUUCAAGGCUGAAGAUGACGGCACCCGUGCAGCCUCCGGCAAGCAAAUACCCCUACGAGAAGAGAAAUGGGCGAGCAGCGAAUGA
Molecule: messenger RNA, 1221 nt
Organism: Metarhizium robertsii ARSEF 23
Lineage: Eukaryota; Fungi; Ascomycota; Sordariomycetes; Hypocreales; Clavicipitaceae
Product: Protein kinase-like protein
Exons: 2
Coding region: 1-1221 (406 amino acids)
Biological process (GO): phosphatidylethanolamine biosynthetic process; phosphatidylcholine biosynthetic process
Cellular component (GO): cytoplasm
Molecular function (GO): choline kinase activity; ethanolamine kinase activity
Source: RefSeq, a predicted model, not a curated record